Molecule: messenger RNA, 627 nt
Organism: Frankliniella occidentalis (western flower thrips)
Lineage: Eukaryota; Metazoa; Arthropoda; Insecta; Thysanoptera; Thripidae
Exons: 4
Coding region: 1-627 (208 amino acids)
Source: RefSeq, a predicted model, not a curated record
AUGCCUUGUCAGCCUUACGAUUGUGAAGCUCCUUCGUGGACUCCAGUUUGGUUUUCUCCUCCCCAACAGCUGCAGCAAUUUGGACCUUCAGAGUGUCACAGAUUUGGAGAACUUCUGAAAGAGAAGCCUGCAGCAGCAGCACUGCCAUCACCUAUUCUGCGUUCCUCUCCCAUCAAGCUUGCUGUAGUAACAAUGUCGGCAUCACCCAUGCAUUCCUCUUGUGCUCUAAAAGAAGAAGAGACUCCAAUAAGUCCAAUUCUUGGCAAAAAUCAUGCAUUGAAGGCUGUUAGAAAACGACUUUUUGAGUGCAAUAAAGUUGAACCACCUUCAGAUGAGAAUGAGGAAGAACAGGAAACAUCAGAAUACGACUUAAAUUUUGAGCCUGGUUCUAACAAGUGGGAGUGCGUUGAUAUGGAAAGUUUCACCACAUCUGAAGAUAAGACUAAGGCCCCACGAAGAAAGCAAACUCCAGAGGUAGCUGGGAUAUUCCAAAGAUUAAGAGCAAUUCCCAAGUACAGUGGACUGGAGAUGAGGCCCCCAGGACAAGUCAGCACAAAGAUCAAAGGAGUAAAAAGGAGACAACUUCCAGGAUGGUGUUGUACGAAUUGUGAAGAGGUAAAUAAUUAA